AUGUGUGAGCUGAAGAUACUCAAUCUUUCAGACUGCAGUAUCAGUGAAGAAGGUUAUAAAGCUCUGGCUUCAGCUCUGAGAUCAAACCCUUCACACCUGAUAGAGCUGGAUCUCAGAGGAAAUGAUCCUGGACAAUCAGGAGUGAAGGAGCUCACUGAUUUACUACAGGAUCCACACUGUACACUGAAGACACUGAGGUUUUUGAGUCCUGCAGCAGAAGAAGUCUUUCAGUUUGUGACUGGAAUUGUGGGUAAAAACCCGUUACUCCUGAAAGAACUGAAUCUGAGUAAUCAUGAAUUAGGAGACACACAAGUGAAUCAACUCUCGGUUCUGCUGAAAGAUAAACACUGUACAAUCAACACACUUCAGCUGUUUAAUAGCAAGAUUACAGCAGAAGGUUGUGCUUCUUUGACUUCAGCAUUUAAUUCAAAUCCUUCACACCUGAUAGAGCUCAAUCUGAGUGAAAAUAAACUAGAAGACUCUGGAGUAGUGAAAAUCUGCCCUCUGCUGAAAAAUACACAGUGCAGACUGGAGAAACUGAGUCUUUCAGACUGCAGUAUCAGUGAAGAAGGUUAUAAAGCUCUGGCUUCAGCUCUGAGAUCAAACCCUUCACACCUGAUAGAGCUGGAUCUCAGAGGAAAUGAUCCUGGACAAUCAGGAGUGAAGGAGCUCACUGAUUUACCACAGGAUCCACACUGUACACUGAAGACACUGAGGUUUUUGAGUCCUGAUGAUGAUAAAGUCUGUCAAUUUGUGACAGGAAUUGUGGGUGAAAACCCGUUACUCCUGAAAGAACUGAAUCUGAGUAAUCGUGAACUAGGAGACACACAAGUGAAUCAACUCUCUACUCUACUGCAGGAUAAACAUUGUAGAGUCAACACAUUCAUGCUGAAUAAUAACAGGAUUACAGCUGAAGGUUGUACUGUCUUGACUUCAGCAUUUAAUUUAAACUCUUCACACCUGAUAGAGCUCAAUCUGAGUGGAAAUAAUCUAGGAGACUCAGGAGUAGAGAAGAUCUGUCCUCUGCUGAAAAAUACACAAUGCCGAUUAGAGAAACUGAGUCUUUCAGACUGCAGAAUCACUGAAGAAGGUUAUAAAGCUCUGGCUUCAGCUCUGAGAUCAAACCCUUCACACCUGAUAGAGCUGGAUCUCAGAGGAAAUGAUCCUGGACAAUCAGGAGUGAAGGAGCUCACUGAUUUACUGAAGAGUAGAAGCUGUAAAUUCAGGUUUCUGAAGUGUUCUGCACAGGAAGCGUGUGACUAUCUUACUAAAGCUGUGGGUAAAAGUCCAUUAUUACUGACAGAACUGGAUCUGAGUGAAGAUAAAUUAGGAGAUCUGGAUGGAGACAAACUCUCUGCUCUUCUGAUGGACUCUCAUAGCAAAGUGGAGAAAAUCAAGCUGAGUAAUUGUGAAAAGCUGACAGAGAAAAGCUGUUCAGUUCUAGCUACUGUUCUCUCCUCCAAAACCAUCCUGAAAGAGAUGAACCUGAACAACAGUCGUCUGUUGGACUCAGGAGUCAGAGAGAUCUGUAAAGGAUUAGGGAAUCGAAUGUGUGAGCUGAAGAUACUCAAGUCAGUACAUCCAGAUACACUGCAGAUAACACCACUAACCCUGUAG
Danio aesculapii is the source of this 1617-nucleotide messenger RNA. Its product is annotated as ribonuclease inhibitor-like. The record is from RefSeq and is a predicted model, not a curated record. Gene Ontology annotation, molecular function: protein binding. NCBI's taxonomy places the organism in Eukaryota, Metazoa, Chordata, Actinopteri, Cypriniformes, Danionidae. The coding region runs from base 1 to 1617 and encodes 538 amino acids. The transcript is spliced from 10 exons.